AUGAAGUUCGCCGGGGCGAUCCUUUUCCUCUUCGCUGCGGCGGCGUCUGCCCAGUCUUGUACUGGCAACGAGAUUCAAGUCUGCCAGGGCAACAGCAUCAAGUUCUGCAACCUUGCCAAGAACAACGUCUUCGAUUUCAUGGACUGCGGUCGCCAAAAGUGCGUAAAUGUUGCUGGCGGCGCCAACUGUCAGUAA
Messenger RNA from Colletotrichum aenigma, 195 nucleotides. RefSeq lists its product as uncharacterized. The coding region runs from base 1 to 195 and encodes 64 amino acids. The transcript has 2 exons. The record is from RefSeq and is a predicted model, not a curated record. Lineage: Eukaryota; Fungi; Ascomycota; Sordariomycetes; Glomerellales; Glomerellaceae.